AUGUUUUUUUUUUUUCAGAGUGAACAAAUAACGUUCCUGUGUAUUUUAUUCGCCAUGAUUAUAAUUGGCAAUUGUCUAGUUAUCGUGUCUAUAUCCCUAUCUAAGAACAGAAGAUCGCGGAUGAAUUUCUUCAUAUUAAACCUAGCCAUCGCAGAUAUAUCAGCCGGUUUAGUAAACGUUUUAACAGAUAUUAUAUGGAAGAGUACGAUAGAUUGGCAUGGUGGUAACGUAGGCUGUAAACUAGUACGUUAUGCGCAAGGAGUUGUGACGUAUGGUGCAACGUUUGCUUUGGUGGCACUUAGCAUAGAUCGCCUUGAUGCUAUCGCACGACCUCUAAAAUUCUCAGGAAAAACACGUUCCAAAAUUUUGGUAUCGUUGGCAUGGGGUUGUGCUCUGACUUUCUCUGUACCAAUGCUUGUUAUUAAUGAACGUAUAAUAGUAGACGGUCGACCCCAAUGCUGGAUAGAGUUUCCAGAAGCUUGGUAUUGGAAGCUGUAUAUAACGAUAAUCGCUAUAGGACUGUUUAUUAUACCAGCCGUAUUGAUUGCAGUCUGCUAUAUUAUAAUAGUAGUUAUAUUAUGGAGAAAAACGUCGUUACAAGUACCCAACUCAGUUACCUCAGAGAAAAGAUACAUCACAAAUAGUUCCUAUAUAUCGAGUAGAAGUAAUCGUAAUAACAGAAAGAAAGAAAUGUUGACUGCUUGUAGUUCACGUGGUCUUAUUCCUAAAGCAAAAUUAAAAACUAUUAAAAUGACCCUCGUUAUUGUGUUAGUGUUUAUUAUUUGUUGGAGUCCGUAUUUCGUGUUCGAUUUAUUGGAUGUCUAUCAUCAUCUGCCGUCAGAUCAACAAACAGUGGCUAUAAGUACUUUUAUACAGAGUCUAGCUCCUUUAAACAGUGCUGCUAACCCCAUUAUAUAUUUUCUCUUUAAUACUAAAAUGUGUUUCUAUCUACUUCGCUAUCGACCCAAACACCAAGGAUCUCCUAUGUCCAACACCCACUUAACAAGUAUUUAA
Molecule: messenger RNA, 1014 nt
Organism: Patella vulgata (common limpet)
Lineage: Eukaryota; Metazoa; Mollusca; Gastropoda; Patellidae
Product: cardioacceleratory peptide receptor-like
Exons: 6
Coding region: 1-1014 (337 amino acids)
Biological process (GO): G protein-coupled receptor signaling pathway
Cellular component (GO): membrane
Molecular function (GO): vasopressin receptor activity; neuropeptide receptor activity
Source: RefSeq, a predicted model, not a curated record